AUGCUUCUUACAGAAUAUUUCGCAGCUAAGAACGGAGCAACGGGUGUUGAGCUGGAUCUUGAAUUUACUGCAGAUGGUGUUCCCAUUCUAAUGCAUGAUGAAACAGUAGAAAGGACAACUGAUGGGUCUGGAAGAUUGUGUGACUUGACUUUUGAUGAAAUUAGGAGGCUUAAUCCAUCUGCAAAACAUAGGCUAUGGAGCAAAUUCCAAGGUGAAAAGGUACCAACUCUGAGAGAAGCUGUUGUGGAGUCUAUGCAUCACAAUCUUAUAAUCUACUUCGAUGUCAAAGGCCAUGCAAAUCAGGCAGUUGACGCCCUAAAACAACUCUACCUGGAAUUUCCACGUUUGUAUAACAGCAGCGUAGUCUGUUCUUUCAUGCCAGAUGUUGUUUAUAAGAUGAGGCAAGCUGACGGAAAUGUUGUAACAGCACUAACGCACAGGCCUUGGCACCUGAGCCAUUUUGGAGAUGGGACACCCCGUUUCACUUCCUCCUGGAAACAUUAUUUGUAUAUGACGAUGGACGUCAUUCUAGAUUGGAGCCUACACAGUUUCUUGUGGCGAUUGUGCGGGGUUUCAGCUUUCCUCAUACAGAAAAAUUUCGUGUCUCAAGACUACGUGAGGCACUGGGCUUCAAGAGGAAUUCAAGUGGUUGCCUGGACAGUGAACACAUUUGCGGAAAAAAGCUACUACGAAAGCGUCCUUGAAUCCAGCUACAUCACCGACAGCCUGGUGGAAGACUGUGAUCCUCACUACUAGACCCGUGCUGUGUAGACACUCACCAACCUAAAUCACCCACCUCACUUGGGCAGGUCUGAAUUCACCGUCGAG
This is a messenger RNA of Nipponia nippon (crested ibis), 828 nucleotides long. The record is from RefSeq and is a predicted model, not a curated record. NCBI's taxonomy places the organism in Eukaryota, Metazoa, Chordata, Aves, Pelecaniformes, Threskiornithidae.